Messenger RNA from Drosophila albomicans, 948 nucleotides. RefSeq lists its product as uncharacterized. The transcript has a single exon. NCBI's taxonomy places the organism in Eukaryota, Metazoa, Arthropoda, Insecta, Diptera, Drosophilidae. The coding region runs from base 1 to 948 and encodes 315 amino acids. The record is from RefSeq and is a predicted model, not a curated record.
AUGCUAUUGUUGCAACAUCGGAAGCAGUUGCAGUGCAAUGAAAUGGAGAAAGUGGCUGCAGCUGCCACUUGGCCCAUGCUGCGGCUCACCAACGAGGCAAACUUCUAUCUAAGGCGCAGUCAGAGUACUGAGAUGUUGGCAUUGAUUUGUCUAACUGAGAGUCGAGAGAUGAACAUGGAAAUGUGGCAAGCAUUGGCCACAAAUCUCAACAACAUGCGUCAUGUGCGUCUCUUGUUGUUGCAACACGAAGCACAGUCUCUGGGACAACCGUUCGAAGAACUGUCGGAUAUCACACAAGAGUUGAAAUUUCCUCACGUUGUACUCUUCGCAACCACAGGAAUCCUUUAUCGACUGCAACCUUAUGCCAGCCAGCACUGGCUACAACUCAACACAAUACGACAUAUCUUCAUAAAGCAGCAAAAUUAUCAACAUUUGGUGGCACAUACACUGCCGGAUCAGAUAACAUCGCUGUCGCUUGUCUACAUGGAUAAGAAGACACAGAGGUUGCGGAUGACAGGAUUUGUGGCCAGAUUAAUGCAGGAAUUUACGCGUGUACACAAAAUCACAUUGCGGUGGCAACGCCCAGUCAUCGCUGGCGAGGAGUUAUCCAUAAUCCUGUUGCGCAACAUGACACUGAAUGGCACCCUCAAUCUACCCAUUACGCUCUGUGGCUUUGAGCGCGACAGUGCUUCGGGUCUCUACUCGUAUCCCUACGACAUUCCCUCGUGGUUCAUUAUGGUGCCGUGUCCUCGCCAGAUGGCCACAGCUCAAGUCUAUCGCGUGCUCUUCAAUUGGCGAAUGUUGUCGCUGCUCUUUGGCUCCUACUGCAUCUUUGUGUUGCUCGACUCGAUGCUUUCUUGCCUGCUGACGCGUUCAAAGUUCGAUUGGACCAAUUUGAUAUGCAACGAACGCAUGAUAUGUGACGUUGCCAGUCUCACGUUGGGCUAG